AUGUUCUCUCACAUAGUUACAGCCGCUAAGGGUCUUUUCACGCGAUCCGAUUCUCGAUCCGAUUCCGCAGAUCCUGCUGAUACCUCCAACACAACUACAUCGAAAAUGGUCUCCUCCACUCGACGAGCAGCGGCUGCAUCCAAAAGCGCCAUUGAGGCGCGGGGUGCCGAAAGCACCAAGAAGCAGGGAAAGCGAAAGGCACCGAGCGAUGAGCAGCAAACCAAGCGACGAAAGCGUAAUAGCCUAGAGGCUGCAGAGAGCGACGAGGAAGAAGGCGAAUCCUCCAAGACACCCGCCGUCGCAAAUGAAAAGAAGAAUCAUUUCCGAUUUGGUAGCGAGGAGCCCGAGAUUCCCGAGGCUCAGCCUGAAGCAAUUCCUCAGGUCCCCAACAACGACGAAGAGGACGAUAGCGACAGCGAUGAUGACGCACCUGAGACUUUCGACAACUCAGCCCAGCUCAUGAAGAUCAAGGAGCAAGCAAAGAAACAGGAAAAAAUGAAGCAAAUAGAGGAACAAUUGAGGAAGGAAAAACGCAGAAAACUAGACGUGCGCCGAAAAUUGCAAGCCAAGUCAAGACCCAAGGAGACUGCCUCUAGCGACGAUCUCCUUUCCGAGAGCACAGCUACUCUUCAGGAUUCGAAUACACAAGAUGCACGCCGGAGUGCCCUCCCUGCAUUGUUGCCCGAUGAUAUUUUGAAUGCCGAGCCUGUUCUUCGACCUCCCACUCCCCCAGCAGAGGAUUCAUUCAUGCCAAGAAAGUCAAAUAAGUUGCGUUUCCUGGAAAAAUCUGAAAAAGCGCCCAAGGACGUGCAGGUGGGCGACGUUACCAUUCGAGUAUUGGAUGCGCCAUCCUCGAAACCGAAAUCAAACCCGACUCUGGCUCCCAAGGCUUCCAAGGCUGGCCGGAAUGUAAAGGACAAUUGGUUGAAGAGACAACGAAGCACUGGAACGGUCAACGGUUUGCGGAGAACAGCAGGCGGUUCUUCAGGGUUCGUGCGCCGGUAA
Penicillium malachiteum is the source of this 1005-nucleotide messenger RNA. RefSeq lists its product as uncharacterized. Bases 1 to 1005 code for a protein of 334 amino acids. The record is from RefSeq and is a predicted model, not a curated record. The transcript is spliced from 2 exons. NCBI's taxonomy places the organism in Eukaryota, Fungi, Ascomycota, Eurotiomycetes, Eurotiales, Aspergillaceae. Gene Ontology annotation, molecular function: snoRNA binding. Gene Ontology annotation, biological process: rRNA processing.